Cladocopium goreaui is the source of this 627-nucleotide messenger RNA. Lineage: Eukaryota; Dinophyceae; Suessiales; Symbiodiniaceae. The record is from the annotation of a GenBank genome assembly.
AUGCAUGGCCAUCGCUCGAAGCGUGUGAGGAGCGACGCCGAGACCAACUCACAUGCCCUCCAGGCCUGGGUCCGCCUGAUCCUUCGGGCCAUGAUGAUCAUGUGUCAUGCAGAUCAACAUCGUGUCCAACACCAUCUCUGCAUUCCUGGCUCUCGUGGCGUUCUAGCCCGCCAGAUCGUGGAGAUGGGCGAGCUGCUCAAGACGAUGCAACUCGUCUCCAACUCCUACGGAGUGGUCGCGGGUGAGUUCAAUUCGAGCCCCCGAGCAGAGGGGAACGUGAUCCAGCAGGAUGGCACCAACAACUCCAAGAUCAAUGCCUACGACACCACUCGGGAGACCAUCCCGUCAACAGAUCGACGGCGGGCCAACAUGUGGGAGAUUCCGAAGGACCUGGACAUCAACAACGAGGCACCGAGGAAGUCCUGGAAGUCCUUGUUGUCCUGUUCCACCUUCUCCUUGUUCAUGGAGUUCCAUGAUGAGGCUUCUUGUUUGGCUGCUCGAGAUUGUUGGAGCUUGAUCCCCGCUUCGGUGGGCUCGUCGCGGAGAAGCUUGCCGCAAUCCUUGCAAUUUCACUUUGCUCUGAAGUCCGUUGGAACCUUCCUUGGUGGUUCUCUUGUGAGGACAUAG